Molecule: messenger RNA, 1599 nt
Organism: Daucus carota subsp. sativus
Lineage: Eukaryota; Viridiplantae; Streptophyta; Magnoliopsida; Apiales; Apiaceae
Exons: 4
Coding region: 1-1599 (532 amino acids)
Molecular function (GO): zinc ion binding
Source: RefSeq, a predicted model, not a curated record
AUGCCUGGGAGCACUGUUCUGGUCACAACUGAGGAUGCAGAUGAACCUGAGAAGAAGAGAUUUCAGAGGUUUUAUACCUGCUUUGGGCCAAUUAAGAAGGGUUUCAGUAGUGGAUGUAGGCCAUUGAUUGGCCUUGAUGGGUGUCAUUUAAAAGGCCCUUAUGGUGGGCAGCUGUUAUCAGCCAUUGGAACAGAUGCUAAUGAUGGGAUGUAUCCCUUGGCUUGGGCAGUUGUGGAGGCUGAAAACAGUGAAAGCUGGUCAUGGUUUUUAACAAACAUUGUUGCAGAUUUAAAGAUUGAAAAUGAUGGGAGCUGGACUUUUAUAUCUGACAGGCAGAAGGGACUUAUUAAUGCACUGGAAAGCAUUGUGCCUAAUGCUGAGCAUAGGUUCUGUGUAAUGCACCUAUACAGAAACAUGUGGAAGGAGCAUAAAGGCAUUGGUGUAAGACAGUGCUUGUGGAGGGCAGCAAGGGCCACCACAGAGUAUACUUUUUUAAAAUCCAUGGAAGAAAUGAAAAAGAUGUCAAAGAAAUGCCAUGAUUGGUUACUAGAAAAGCCAAGGUCACAGUGGACAAGGAGCCAAUUUAGGUUGACUCCUAAGUCAGACACAUUUGUCAAUAACCAGUGUGAAGUUUUCAACAGCACAAUCAGGAAACAUAGGGACCUACCCAUUAUAUCUAUGUUUCAAGCAAUUCACAUAGAUGUAAUGACUAGAAUCCAGAAGAGAAGGGACAAAAUGCUAGAUACCAUUGUAGUGAGUCCUAUAUGUCCAAAUGCAGUUAAGAGACUAAAUAAAGCUGUUGCACAGAUUAAAGGGUGCCAUGUGGUUUGGUCUGGGGGCCCCAAGUACUUGGUACAGAUGACUGCAGGAGGGUAUCAGAUGGUGGUUGAUUUAGAGGCAAAAAGAUGUGGGUGCAAUAAAUGGGAGUUGUCAGGGAUCCCAUGCUACCAUGCAUGUGCUGCCAUUGCAUGGUCUAAAAAACCUUAUGAAGACUUCAUUCACAGUUGCUACUCAAAACAAGCUUUCAUUGCAUGCUAUCAGAACACCCUGGAACCAAUUGCAGGAGAAGAACAAUGGGAGCAAACUGAGUAUCCAAGGCCAUUGCCACCAGUUAUGAAGGUGCAGACUGGAAGACCUAAGAAGUCUAGGAGCAAGAAAAAUGACACACCAGCUGGUGCAACUAGACUUAAAAGGCAAAACACUAAAGUGAGGUGCAGUUAUUGCACUGAGUAUUCUCAUAACCUCAGGACAUGUCCAGCUAGGGCACAUGAUAAGGCUAAUGGAUGUGAGAAGGUUGUGAAGAGAAGAAACAAGAAAACCAAAAAGGAUGAUAUUGAAGAAGGGACAGCUGCAGAUGAUGAAGGGAAUGAGGAUGCAGCAGGUGAUACACAGACAGAUGCACCAACUGAGGGGAGUCAGGGAGGAGUGUUCAACAUGCAGCAACCACAUGAUUCAACUGCAAGACCAUCUCCCCUUGGCAUUGAUCCAUUGCAGUUCAGUACAAGAAGUAAUGCCACUGUGACAUCUCUUAGGAACCUGGAAUUGGCAAAGAGGAGGAGGGAAGGUAGAGCAAAACAGAAGCCACUUUGGAAGCACUAA